Messenger RNA from Symbiodinium necroappetens, 279 nucleotides. The record is from the annotation of a GenBank genome assembly. Lineage: Eukaryota; Dinophyceae; Suessiales; Symbiodiniaceae.
GUACGAGUGGCCCUCCACGUUGCAUGGAUGCCUGGAUGUGACUCUGGAAGUGGUCCUCGCCUGCUCGGGCACAUCCUCAAGCAGGAUCCUGUCUUUCGGGACAAGAGCAAGAUCACCUUUCUGGACACGGCGGACUUUGCGCAUAUCCGGCGAUGGCUCUUCUUGCAGGUUCCCGCGAGUCUACCGGAUUCCACGCCUGUACAGCUUCGUGCUUGGGAACCUAUCGAGGUCUGCAUGCUUUUCAGUGCAGAGGAGGGUGGCAGCAAAUCGCACGAGGAG